AUGUCCUCUGCAACGCUACACAUAGCGGUACCGAAACAUGGAGCAACCGACAGAGAACAUCCUCUCGUCUAUCCCGGAAACGACAUCGACUCUUCCUCCUCAGAUGCCUCGUCCCGACCUUCGAAUGCUCCGUCCGCUUAUGCAGCGGUCUCCCGAGCACUCGCUGGGGCGCUCGCGUUCAUGUUCAAGCGACCGGUCCGCUUGUUCCGUCCUGUCAAGAUCUCGACCUGGGCUGGGAUACAGGCGAUAGCCGAGGAGCAGGGGAGAAGCGUAACGCCCGGCUUUGUGCGCGGUCUCUUGCGGAAAGAAGGCUGGCGCUUCUUCCCGAAACACGUUCUCCCGCCUCUCGCUAUCAACGCAACGAUCGGCUUGACCUUGUUCACAGCAUAUACGUCGCUCCUCACUCCCCGCUUCGACUCUCCCGCCGCCAGCUUCCUCCUCAUCCCCUUCAUCUCCGGCUCGCUCGCCGGUGCCGCGCAAUCCCUCAUCUCUGCGCCACUCGACAAUGCCCGCCUCCUCCUCUUACGGCGACAGCGCUUUCUCCGCCUUGCGAAAGCCGACUCUCGCAAUCCUCGCCUUCGCCGCCUGCACGCUUUACGACUCGCUACAUCGGCAGCGGGCACGCCGUUCGUCUCUUGGUGGGGUCUCCUACGAGACGCCGUCUUCCAGUCAGCUCGAACCGCCGGUCUCGGCGGAGCAGCCGCGACGACCGCUCGCGAGCGCCUCGAGCAGGGGCGACGAUGGGCGCGACGAGGAUGGUCGCUUUUCGGACUGAGUCUUGUGAAGGACAGCGUCGGCUUUGGCAUCUUCUUCGUCAUCUUCGAAGUUGGUCGCGAGGCGAGUCGGAUUGCGGGCCUGAAUUGGGACGGGAUCGACCCGCACAAGGCGGAAGACGCGGAAGAGAAGCAGAGGCGGACGCCGACUGGACUCGUCCUGCAGAGCCUCGGCAUCCUCAUUUCGGGCGGUAUCGCUGGAUGGGUCUUCUCGAUCAUUGCGCGGCCGUUCGAGCGGAUGAGGGGCGCGAUCUGGGAAGGCCGCUCGAAGUGGGCAGAGAAGGAUGGACGGCUCAAGGUCAUCGAGGAGCUCGCUUUGGCAGGCACGGACGCUUCGACACGCUCGGAGCAGCACGUGGGGGCGACGCCGCAGAGACGACGACGAACUUCGGCUGGCGGAGCGAGCGAACGCAGGGCGAACGACCAGCUGGGACCGACCGGCCGAAAGGAGUUCAGGGUUCGAAUAGGCCGCACUCGAACCGUGUCGCGAAGUGCUGCCAUCGAGAAGCGGCGGAAGGCGAGGGAGGAAGAGCGGGAACGGCUGCUCAAGCUGUACGAGCUGCAGCUUCGGCAGCGCGAGCGUAAUCAGACGGAACCGCUCGUACCACCUCCAACAACUGUUCCAGCCCGGCAGCCGAUGCCUUCAGCACCGUCACUCGUCCGCGCAGCAUGUCAGCGCUACGGCACCUUGACCUUCCUCUUCGCCUCCCGCACGACUCUUCAGAUCGUCGAGGCGCGGCAGUCGACUUCUACAUCAUCCGCAAUACCUCGUCCACCUCAACCGCCGCAUCGACCUGUCGGUCCAACGAGAUUGAGCGCAAGAGGGAGGAAGGCGGUCGAGGACCUGCGCAAGCAGGCGAGUGGGCGAGGGUGGCGGGCCGGUGCGAAGGUGUUGAGCUACAUUCCUCCAUAUGCGGUCGGGUUCUUCUUCUAUGCGUUGACGUCGGGUGACCUGAAGAUCGAGGUGUAG
This is a messenger RNA of Rhodotorula toruloides NP11, 1743 nucleotides long. Its product is annotated as mitochondrial carrier protein. Bases 1 to 1743 code for a protein of 580 amino acids. The transcript is spliced from 5 exons. Lineage: Eukaryota; Fungi; Basidiomycota; Microbotryomycetes; Sporidiobolales; Sporidiobolaceae. Gene Ontology annotation, biological process: mitochondrial L-ornithine transmembrane transport. The record is from RefSeq and is a predicted model, not a curated record. Gene Ontology annotation, molecular function: L-ornithine transmembrane transporter activity.